AUGUGCAAGGCACCGGAAUUUCUGCCAACGCGUCACCUUUGGUAUGACGGGCCAGCACAGGAUUUUGCCGGCGGUCUACCUAUUGGAAAUGGGAGGCUGGGAGCCGUGGUCCUUGGGUGGGACUGGGAAAGGGUUAUCAUUAACGAGAAUUCUGUAUGGGAGGGUCCUUUCCAGGAUCGUAUUAACAACAACUCUCUCGAGGCCCUCCCCAAAAUCCGUGACCAUUUGAGAAAAGGCGAUAUAACAGAAGCAAGUCGAUUAGUUCUAAAUAACAUGGUUGCGAGCCCACCUGUGUCGAGGGCUUACACUGUUACUAAUAAUCUAGCAAUUAACUUCUAUCAACAGCAGCGUCAUUGGUCAAACUACAGAAGGUGGUUGGACGUUGUUGAAGGAGUCACGGGCGUAAUGUAUGACUAUGAAGGGGUCACUUAUACGCGCGAGUAUGUUGCCAACAACCCGGUGGGCGUUCUUGCCGCUAGGUUCACAGCUAGCCAGGAGGGCAAAUUACGUCUUACGGUUGGCCUGGAACGCGCCACCGGGGGUAUAGCUUACAACAUAGCCUCGACAAAUCCGCACACCAUUGUAUUUGAUGUUGAGGGCCACGAGGCUAAUGCAAUUGCCUUUUCCUCUGGUGUGCGCGUUGUGACAGACGGAGUCGUGGAGGUUUCGAGCGAUGGCAAGUUCCUUGAUGUCAGCGGAGCCUGCAAGGUUGACUUGUUCUAUGAUACCGAGACGGAAUUCCUAUGGAAAUCGAAGGCAGAAUACAAAGCCGAGGUCGAAAGAAAGCUAAAUACAGCAUCUUCGGCUGGUUUUGAAAAGAUUCGGGCCGACGCGACCAAAGACCAUAGCACCUUGAUGAAUCGAGUCUCACUCGACCUUGGUACUAGUAACACAGCGAAAUUAAGCACCGACACACGAGUCGCUUACUAUAGUAGCAAUCCCGGGAAUGAUAACGCGUUUAUUGCCCUGAUGUUUAAUUUUGGCCGUCACCUGCUUAUCUCAUGCUCGCGAGACACUGGUCGUCCUGGCAUGGGCGUUCCAGCAAACCUGCAGGGCAUCUGGAACGAGGACAAAUUCCCGCCUUGGGGAGGCAAGUUUACUGUUAAUAUCAAUACUCAGAUGAACUACUGGCUCGCCGAAGCAACGAACCUACCCGAAACGCUUCUGCCACUUUGGGACCUGAUUGAACGCAGCCGUGAACGCGGCAGGGACGUUGCCAAGCGUAUGUAUGGCUGUCCCGGGUCCGUUUCCCACCAUAAUCUUGACCUCUGGGGUGAUUCCGCACCGCACGAUCAUGGGGAAAAGUGGACAAUGUGGCCCAUGAGCAGACUUUGGCUAGCGAACCAAGCCAUGGAUCACUAUCGAUUUACCGGCAACAAGGAAUUCCUACGGAACAAAGUCCUGCCUGAAUUCGAAGCAAUAGCUGUGUUUUUAAACUGCAAUUUAUUCGAAUUCGAGGGUUAUUAUUCCACCGGCCCGUCGAUUUCACCAGAGAACUUCUUCUGGAUUACCGAUAGCAAGACGCAGGACCCCAAUAUAGUUGGGGCGAUUGAUAUAUCACCUACCAUGGACGUCUCCUUACUCCGUGAUUUCUACACUAAUUACGUCGACAUGGUCACAGCUUUAGGAAUGGGCAAGUCCACUAAUGGAAUGACUAGAAAGGCGCAUGAAAUUCGUUCUAAACUUCGGCCGAUUGCUAUCGGUACUCAUGGCCAUGUCCGGGAAUGGCGGAAGGAUUAUUGGGAGAUGGAAGUCGGUCAUCGCCAUAUAUCGCAUCUUUGGGACCUCUUCCCAGGGAGCCAAAUGAGUCCGCUUGUCAAUAUGACAUUGGCCAAUGCUGCUAGGAUAACACUCCAGCGCCGGACUGAUAAUUUUGGGGGAGGCGCUACUACUGGAUGGUCGAGAGCUUGGAUUGCGGCAUGCUAUGCUCGCCUUUUCGAUGCGGGGAAAGCCUUGGAACACGCCCGGGAACUGCUAAAGCAUCACGUAUUCAACAAUUUGCUUCACAAAAUCGAGCGUGGCGGGAGGGUCUUUCAAAUCGAUAGCAACCUGGGGUUCGUUGCGGCAGUUGCCGAGUGGUUUGUGCAGAGUCAUACCGGAUAUAUACAUCUUCUUCCAGCUUUAAGCAGCGACCUGACAGCCGGGUCUGUCAAGGGGCUUGUUACCCGCGGCGGAUUUAUCGUUGACAUACAUUGGGGUAAGAGUGGGGUGUUGUUAGAGGCCAAAAUCAAGUCAACGCGGGGUGGGGAACUGAAGGUGCGCGUAUCCGACGGGAAGGUGUUCAAGUUGGAUGGACGAGUGGUUCAGCCUGAGUCUGCUGUGGCUACGGAACCGGGGAAGGUUUAUAUCGUCACACUGUAA
Molecule: messenger RNA, 2361 nt
Organism: Pochonia chlamydosporia 170
Lineage: Eukaryota; Fungi; Ascomycota; Sordariomycetes; Hypocreales; Clavicipitaceae
Product: alpha-L-fucosidase 2 precursor
Exons: 4
Coding region: 1-2361 (786 amino acids)
Biological process (GO): carbohydrate metabolic process
Molecular function (GO): alpha-L-fucosidase activity
Source: RefSeq, a predicted model, not a curated record